UCAGCUGGGCGCAGCAAUAACAGCAGAAAAAUCUGCAGGAAGAAAACAAGUGUAAAACUGCAGAUUUUGUGGAAAACAGAAGCAGCGUAAAUGCAGUUUUACAUGGAGUAUUUCUUCUGAGAAGAAAGCGUUUUUAUUUUUUAUAGUGUAAUAACUACCUCAAUUAAAGGCUGCCUAAAGCUGUGCUUUAAGAUUUAUUAUUUUAAAUUUGUAAUCAUCGCGUUUACAACUUGAAAAACAUUGCGAAGGCAGGCCUUUGCACCAAUACCAAGUGAAACCUUACAUUUGCACUACACAAGCCGCUUGGCUGUGCUGAGACUUUCUGCCAACAAGACCAAGAAGGGCCAGGAGUGUGAGAAGUGGAAGUGAGACGGCCAAGGCAACGUGUGUGAAGAUCCUGCCCUGCUACUCGCGGUGAAACAACAAAAAGACAAAAAAAAAGUCCAACAAAAAGAUUUUGAAAAACCUAAAAAAGGCAGCUUCCCCCGAGGACCACCCUAAAACCCAGCCUGAUCCCGCAUCAGACCCUUUGGUCCGGCCAUGUUCCAGCGCCUCAGCAGCCUGUUCUUUGGAGAGGUCCAAGAUGUGUCCACGGAACUGCAGGGGCCCAAGCCAAGCGUGACUGACGCAGAUGAGGAAGGCUGGCUAUUGGUCAACCUGCCUGGGGAAGGCAAUUGGGUAGAGCUGGGAGAGGGUGGAACUGAGGCACCAGCACCAUCACACUCAUUGCCCCACAGUGAUUGUUCGGAAGUGGAGCUAUGCAGGCCCUCACGGACAGAGGCCUCUCCCCCGUGCAGUCGCUACAGGACUAAAGUUGGUAGGAUGAGAGCAGUAGAUCUCUCCUCCCCUGUCUCGCCCGAUGGGUCAUUGGACAGGGCGGUGCUGUCCGGCCCCUCCCCACUUCCGCGCGGUUCCACCCCGGUUUCCCCAGGCUCUCGGAGUGACUGUAGCAGUGGCCACGAGCGCUGCUGUAUGGAUGAGAGCUGGUUUGUCACCCCUCCCCCCUGUUUCACUGCAGAAGGGGCCACCGCUGAGACCAGCCCCAUGGAGGACCUACUCAUCGAGCACCCCAGCAUGUCCGUCUACGUGUCCCCAAGCAACCUGUCCAUUGUCGAGGAGAGCGCAGCUAGCCUGGCCGCGAGUGUGAGCAUUGGGACGGACCCGGCAACACCUGCUGUGCAGAACGCCACGCAUCGCAGAGUCACCCGAGGCACGGCUGCCCAGGCCGGAGCUCUGGCCAAAGUGACCCAGGUGACCCGUGUCCAGCGGGCCAAGGCCCGGGUCGACCGCCGCCACCUCAGCCGCAACCGCAUCCAGCGGCAGAACUGGGUGCGGGACCGCGCCCCCCGCCACGCCGCCCACGCCCGUGGGACCUUCCUGCAUCAGCCAUGCCAGCGCAGCUACAGCCACUGAGGUGCUAGGAGGGGGGUGCUGUUUACAUUGAGGGCAUUACGACACCCUCACCCCACACCUUAACACCCCCGCUGCACCUCCUUCUACCAUUGGAGUCAUCAUCGUCACCUACUCCUCCCUUCACUUCACCUGUCAAGCCCUCCUUUAUAGCCCUAAUAGUUCCAUUUUUCUCCACCCUGGGUAGUUUUUGCUAUUGUCACAUUAGGGAAAACACAUGGUACACACUGUUAUGUGCACACCAUUUUCACUCAUGUUACUGAUAAAUGCUUAACUGUCUCUCUCACUAAACCGUCUCAUUCUCCCCUUGUGGAGGGAAAUUCCGUCCAAAAAACAACCGAAUAAUUAUUUUGAUUAAGCCCUAGUUUAAUAUAUCAAAGGAAUCUGGGGCUGUAUGAAAUCCUGUGUGCUUUAAAUGUGCCUCAAACAGCUCAAAAAGUCUGGGCUUGGAGAGAGGCUGGAGAGGACAAGAUAAGAUCAUAGUCACAAGUUGAUCUCUGCAAGGACAGGCUUUACUGGAGGACACACAGCAAACCAUUCUACCUUGACAUGUGCACUGACUAUGAGAGCAUGCGUGCAUAAAUUACGGACAGGCAGGGUCCUUUUCAGAUACACUGGGGCAAGGUCUCCAUAUAAAUCCAGAGGAGGUCCGUCAGUUGCUUUCAAGCUUAAGUGGAAAAGGGUUUUAUUUCUUGGUUUUUGGAAGGAAGAGAAGUAUACCGUGAAAUGAGUUGAAUUGUCUGUUUCUAUCUUUGCUGUGUAGAAGCAUCUCAGGUCUUAUAUACUGGAGUCCCUUGAUGUUACCAAGGGAAGAGACCCCAGAGAGAGAGAUUGGUUAAACAAGAUAUUCCUGACACGCAAGGGCAUAGGCAGAUUUUUUUAACAAAGUGGGUUAAAAGCAUGUAGAAGAAGGUGAGAGCAAGACGAAAACAGAUUAAAGAGGACGUAUGUAAAGCAGAACCAUUUUGAGACAGGAAGGGAGAUGCUGAAUGUGUAGUGUAGCUCUUUGAACAGUUAAUGGCAGUUUUAUGUAACACCUAUCUCAUCAGUAUAGCAAUAAUGAAAUGCAAUAAAAACAGAUUAAUCUCACGGUGCGCUCGAACGUAUGAGAGGAAGGUUUGGGCCUUAUGUCUUUUUAUCUGAAAUCAUGACCAUGUAGCACAAUUGGGACUUUGUUUGCACCUAAGUAAACUAGUAGGUGUUUUGCUUAAGGGAUCUCUAAAGGCUUUAGUUGAAUAGUCUGGAAAUUAACAUGUUUUUAAAGGGUUACGGGAUAAGGCACGUAAAAGAAGCUGAAGGACGGUAUAGAUGGCAGCUCUUUAUUUUGUUUUCUAAAUAUUUAUCCCUUUUUUCAAAGUUAGGGAGACUUGGACCUCCUUCUAGGUUUAAUAUGUUUGCCUUUGGCUAGUGUCCAUAUGAUUAUAACACCUCGUUGUGAGAGUCUGUCCUUGUAGCACCAGAGGUCCAUAGCAUCACUGUGAAACAAGUACACCAUAAGAAACCUGAGAAAAACAAGGGGGGCAGGGGCCUGGAGUCACACUGUCUUGCUUUGUUUUCCCCUUGCACCACCCACUUUUGACUUAAAGAUUCUGCUGUUGAAUCACAACCAUUUCCAUAACCUUAUGGGCACAAUGUUACCGCCUUACCAUAAUCCACAUAAGACCCUUCCUACUGAAGCCAAUUGCAUCUUUGUCCAUCAGUAUUAUGGGUAUGCUUGGGGAGAAAAGGCCAAACAGAGGCCCUUUCCCCUGCUUUCACAGAUGUCCUCUCCUUUCAGAUCAGUUUUACUUUGAUCUGGUCUUUUGGUUAAAGCAUGCAAAGUUUCCCAGGACACAAUGUGACCGACCCUGUUGCUCUUUUUUCCCAUGGCUCCUUUUUUUGAUAAUACAUCCAAAUGUAACAGUAUCCUCCACCCAAAAGAUAUGCAUAUAUUUAAUAAUAAUUGUAACAAAAAAGCUUAGCGUAAGUAUGGUGCUGAAGUAUAUGAAUAUAUACUAAAGUUUGUAAAAUGAAAUAUGGAUGUAAGUUUGCAAUUUUUUGUCUUACAUUUUUGUGAGUUGAAGUUCUAGCAGUGUGCUGUGUGCUGUUCCUAUCUGAGAUUUGUGUAUGAGAGGCAUAUGUUGUCAUGUAAGAGAGACAUUUUUUAAAAUCUAGAUUAAGAAUUAUCAGUUAAUUUCCUGCAUUUUAAAGUUUCUUUUUUUACCCCUGCUCUUAAGAGGUCAAAGUCAGAGUUCUCAGGAUAUAUAUUUCUUCAAUCUCCCUGCUGGAUAGCAUGUAUGAAGGCUGACUAGUCACAUGAUUUAGGUUCAAAAGAUUCAAACCUCGCCUUGCCUCACUUGGUUGCUCAAAUAGAAUGAAAGUUGUUGAAUUCAUGGACUCUAUCCACUGCAGAGAAGGUAGAUAGAACCCUCUCCAAGAUUGCCCCCUAGGGGUGAUACUUUGAAGAGAAUCUGUCGUUAAUUGCAGAUCAUUUCGUCUUUACCUCUGUCAAGAUUCCUGGAAUUGGGGGUCAUUUAAUCAAAAUUUAAAUGAUAGCCUAUAGUUUCAGAGGAACGUGAUUUAUAUAGUUAGAGGUAAUGACCUGUGGCAGUCUUAAGUGUUGUGUUAAGAUAGAGUGAGGUGGGGAGGUUACUCCAGUUUGCUUAGACUAUUGUUUUCAUUAGACUUAUCUUUAUGGAAAAUCCUAUUUUUUUCUAGAAUAAAUCACAAACCAGCAUUUCCCUGUCUUGUUACUGCCAUUUAUCUUGUAAAGUAAUUAUGUAGAAUUUGAAAAAAAAAUCUGUAGACACAUAGAUAUAUAUUCUUUUUUGUUUUGAAUGACUAUGUAUUGCUGUUGAUCUUUUAAAAGACACUGUGGGGUAGCUCUAAAUGGUAUGCAUGAGGUGUGAUAUUGACCCCCACCCCCUGUUUGAGUGUGUUGUGGGACAGUGGAAAGUGAAAGCGCUGGCUCCCUGUGGCCCUCUCCCCUUUGGCUCCCUUCAAGCUCCACUUUGGCCCUCUUUUUACUCUGAUUGCUAAACCACAGUGCCUCUAAGGUUGCUAUUCUGACUCACCUGAUGGCGAUUUUUGAAGGAGCUUUUGGGAGACCAAAGGGCACACAUUUGCUCGGGUGCCUCAGGGAUGCCUGCCCCUUUCCUUAUAGGAGGUUAGCAAGGGGCCUGUCACAAUGUCCUUAUACUCCUCUUCUUUUGCUCCUCCCACCUCUGGCCCCUUCUUGUUUUUAUUUCAUUUUGUUCUAUGAGAUAUCUGUUUUACUGUGAGAUGCAGGGUAAGGUGGUUUUGAAGGGUCCCAUGACAAAACCUGUCUGCCAGGUCAAUGGGUGUGUAAUGGGUGUUGACACUUGGGGGGGCGUUUCACCUGGUCUCUGGGUUCAGGAUAAUGCCACAGGAGUGAGGCAUCCAGUUCAGUGCUUUAUUGAAUGUGUGCGUGUGUUUCAUGGGCAUAGACGCACACAACAACACAACAAUCCAUCCCAAGGAGUUUAGUAUCUCCAGCUCUUCACUCCACAGGAACUGGUGUGGCACUGAAGUGUUGAGGUCACUACAGCAUUUACAAUGUCCAAAAUCCUUGGCUCUGUUGGGGUUCCUAUUGAUGGUCAAUGGAUAUGGACAGGUGACCUGGGGACUGUCUUUGGGGGUGUGCCUGUGCUUCAGGUUACCUGUGGGGGUGCUACUGAUAAGGGGGAGCAGCAGGACAGAUUUGGGAAGGUUUGAGCUGAUUUAUAAACAAAGGUCAGUGAAAGGUGGGGUUGGUGUGCGCAUACUGAAACAAACAAAGGAAUGUGACCCUUUUAACAGGUGUAGUGUGAAUGAAAGUAUGGGGGGAGGGAGACAGGAAAGGGAAGUGCAUAGAUUAAUUAUGAGAUGAAAAAUGCUUGUAUUUUGUCCUAUUGUUAUUAGAAAUAUUGUUAUUCUAAUGUUUCAGACAUAAGGGUUGAAUGUUAGGGGGUUUAUUCGCUUUGCACCCUGCAAAUAUGGCAGCUUUAGAGACAUUAACUGAACACCAGAUGCAUCCACAUGAUUAAACUGGUUAGGGGUUUACUGAUGUGUUGUAUAUGACCCCCCCCCCCCCCCC
Messenger RNA from Megalops cyprinoides (Indo-Pacific tarpon), 5485 nucleotides. It is a transcript of the gene tp53inp2b, whose product is annotated as tumor protein p53-inducible nuclear protein 2. Gene Ontology annotation, biological process: autophagosome assembly; positive regulation of DNA-templated transcription. Gene Ontology annotation, cellular component: autophagosome; nucleus. The coding region runs from base 541 to 1413 and encodes 290 amino acids. Lineage: Eukaryota; Metazoa; Chordata; Actinopteri; Elopiformes; Megalopidae. The transcript is spliced from 4 exons. The record is from RefSeq and is a predicted model, not a curated record.